This is a messenger RNA of Bactrocera tryoni, 2211 nucleotides long. Its product is annotated as nucleolar protein dao-5. The record is from RefSeq and is a predicted model, not a curated record. Gene Ontology annotation, cellular component: nucleoplasm; nucleolus. The coding region runs from base 89 to 1975 and encodes 628 amino acids. Lineage: Eukaryota; Metazoa; Arthropoda; Insecta; Diptera; Tephritidae. The transcript has 5 exons.
ACUGUGCUAGCACGUGUUGGUUGUAGUUCCACGUUUAUUUUCAUAUAGCUUUUCUAUAAUUAAUUGAAAUAUAAGUGAUUAAAAAAUAAUGGCUACAAAUGAGCAAUUAAUAUCCGCACUCGUGCUAGAGUAUUUAAAGAAAAGAGAUAAGAAUUUAGCUAAAGUGUUUCAACAGAAAACAAAUGCGGGUACCGUCGGUAAAGGUUUUCCAAAGUUGGAGCAAAUUAUUGAAAGCUAUCAACAAAGUAACAAGAAGAAGGUGCCCGUGAUCAAAUCGAUUGCAGGCGACUCAAGUGAUGAGGACAGUUCUUCAGAAGAAGAAACAGCAGCACCACAGACUAAAAAACCUAACGUUGCUUUAACCAAUGGUAAGGCUGUUGCAUCGAAAGGUAAAGCGAAAGAAUCUAGCUCCGAUGAUAGUAGUUCCGAAGAAGAGGCUGCUCCAGUAGUUAAAAAACCAGAAUCUAAAGCAAAGAAGGAUGAAUCUUCAAGUGAAGACAGUUCUGACAACGACGAGAAACCCGCAGUAAAAAAUAAUGUGAGCAAACCGGUGACACAACAGACGAAAGAGAGUUCUUCUAGUGAAGAUAGUUCUGAUGACGAACCUCAAGCCAAAGCACCUGUCAAACCUGUUGCCGCAAAUAAAGUGCAACAGAAACAAAAGCAAGAGUCAAGCAGUGAGGAAUCUGAUAGUGAAGAAGAAACUAAACCAUCAAAAACACCUGUAGUUAAAAAUGUUGCAAAGAAAGGUGACACUGAAGACAGUUCGGAUGACAGUGAUAGUGAAGAAGAAAAGGCUAAACUCGCACAGAAGCCGGUACCUGCCAAAGCUGUUGCCGCACAGAAAAAAGAUGACUCUGACAGUGGUUCCUCCGAAGAAAGUGAAGAAGAUGAUAAAUCCCCCAGGGUUGCCCCCGCUAAAGCCAAGGCAGGUGUUAAAGCAGCCAGUUCUUCUGACUCAGAUUCGGACAGUGAAGACGAAAAACCUAAAGUUGCCGCUGCAAAGAAGACCGUAGUUAAAGCUGCGGUUACAAAGAAAGCUGACUCAUCUAGUGAGGACAGCUCCGACGAAGAUUCCAAACCAGAUGCCAAGAAGGUAGCAGCAAAGAAAGAAUCCAGUUCAGAAGACAGCUCUAGUGAUGAAGAAACUCCCGCUGUUUUACCGGCUGUAAAAAAGAAUGUUGUCCCGAACAAAACUAAAAAAGAUUCAAGUAGUUCCGAAGACAGUUCAUCCGAUGAUGAAGAGCCUCCAGCGAAGAAAGCAGCACCUGCAAAAGCUGCUGCACCAACUAAAAAGAAAGAUUCUAGCUCUGACGAUUCAUCCUCUGAUGAUGAACCACCAGCAAAAAAACAAGCUGUAGGGGCUGUUAAGGCUGUGGCUGUAAGCAAGAAAGCUGAAUCAUCCAGUGACGACAGUGAUUCUGAUGACAGCGAAAACGAGAAAGCGAAGCCUAAGCCAAAAGUUUUAGCACCAGCAAAGGCACAAAAGAAAGAGGAAAGCAGCUCUGAUGAUGACGACGACGACGAGGACAAUGACGAAGAAGAGAAGCCCAAACCAAAAGUUGGAGAAAAGCGAAAAUUUGAUGAUUCUGCUGCUGGAAAAAAUCAGUCUAACAAUAAAUAUAAUAAUUUCGUUAAAAGCGGCGAAGGCAAGCCACAACAAAAAGGUUUUGCCUCUACACCAAAUUUUAAUGGUAAAGCAAAGUUUAAUGAUCAAAGAAAAUCGAAUGGUGAAGUGAGGAAAAAUACACCCUUUAGAAGAGUGCGUGAAGAGGAGGUAGAAAUAGAUGCACGGGUAAAAGAUAUGUCAUUCGAAGCCAAGAGAAAUGCAUCUGGUUCGUGGGGUGAACGAGCGAACAAAGAUUUGAAAUAUACACGUGGAAAGUCAUUUAAACAUGAAAAAACCAAGAAGAAGCGUGGAAGUUAUCGUGGGGGUCAAAUUGACAUGGGUGUUAACUCAAUUAAAUUUGAAUAACAAUUUUAAAAUUCGCUCUAUAUAUAACUUGCAUUAGUAUCAAUGCUAAUUAAUGUAAAAGAUUAAGAAAUUUAGUUAUAGUGUAGUUUAAGUAAUCUGAAUACAUCUGCAUUGUAUAUAAUUUUACAAUAUGUAUGUGUGUUUCCGAUGUGAGAACUAAAUAUUCUUGAAACAAAGAAAUAAAGUCAUAAACAUCCUUUUUCACCUAUGUGAAUGAAUGGUAUUUAUAAAACUAA